GCCGGAGGUGUAGCUGCCGGGGCCCCCCUCGCGGAUAAGGAGGAGGAGGAGGAGGCGGGGCCUGGUGAUCGCUAUUGUGUGUGUGAUGAGAUCCCGGGAAACAUGGCGGAGAGCUGCGCCUGGUUGUUAGUGCUGAUCACUGUGUUUCUGUGCAAUCUCUUUAAAAUCCAGCUUCCUUCCUUGUCCUCCAUAGUGUCCCGGUUGCUGCAGAAGGAGGCCGAGGAGGAGCAGCAGAUGAGGUCCGACAUCCAAAGCAUGCGACAAGAGCUCUCCAGUAUCAGUAUGAUGGAUGAGUUCGCUCGAUACGCCCGACUGGAGCGACAGAUCAACAAGAUGACUGACAAACUUAAGACGCACGUAAAGGCCAGGACAUCUCAGCUAGCCAAGAUCAAGUGGGUUGUCAGCAUUGUAUUCUAUGUAUUGCAGGCUGCUUUGAUGAUCUCUCUCAUAUGGAAAUACUACUCCGAGCCAGUGACUGUGCUCCCCAGUAAAUGGAUUGCACCCUUGGAACGUCUAGUAGCUUUUCCCACUGGGAUUGCAGGCGGUGUUGGGAUUACUUGUUGGCUUGUGGUAUGCAACAAAGUUGUGGCCAUUAUGCUGUACCCCAUCAGCUGAGACAAGCAGAGAAGGCGGCUCCGGACUCCCCGCAUCCAUCGUGUACAGUCCACGGGAAGUCCGCAAUCUAUUUAUUCAUUUUUUUGUUUGAUAUAUGAUGUAUUAUUUGUGCUUGUCCGUCCAUCAGAGGUUGCGGGAUAUGAUGUCACUGUGUGUGCUCAGGUCAUUGUAUGUCAUCUUAUUACAUCACAUGUUAAAUAAAGCAAAAAAUAUAUAAUAACUGGU
Molecule: messenger RNA, 840 nt
Organism: Bufo bufo (common toad)
Lineage: Eukaryota; Metazoa; Chordata; Amphibia; Anura; Bufonidae
Gene: GET1
Product: guided entry of tail-anchored proteins factor 1
Exons: 5
Coding region: 103-615 (170 amino acids)
Biological process (GO): tail-anchored membrane protein insertion into ER membrane
Source: RefSeq, a predicted model, not a curated record